GGGAUAGGAAGUGGCCGGACUCCUUAAACCGCCUCCGGCCACGCGGCCCCACGCAAAGCCUUAGGGAUAUGUAGUUCGCAAAGGCUGCCCUGCUACACGUAUUUACGAAAGCAGCAACGCGUCUGGUGAUUCUUACAUCUCAGAGAAUAACUCGGGGUGUAAUUUAGAGCAGAAAUGACGAGCCCCACCGCUUCCGGACGGAACUGUCAGCGCCUCGUUCUCUUGGGGUGCUUUGUUAACCUACAGGUAACGGUGACCUUCGUGUGCUGAGUGCAGGACAGCCAUAUAGGGCGGACACUUCACAGAGUAACGUUACAAUGUCUUGGUAAGCCGAAAGCCCAGAGACAGGACUGUCCGGUGGGAACGUCCCUCAGCUUUGUGGUGCCUGACGUCGCGCUUAUGCUGUGUCCCCAAGGCGUCUAUCCCGUAGACACUCUGUUCUUGGCCAGAGCAGAUCUUCAGUUCUCAUGCCGUAAAGCCUGUAAGCUGUUCGUGGUGAGUUACUGUUGUGGAGGAGUCUCUCCUCCCGGGACGGUGAACGGGCUGGGCGUAUUGCGUAGUCCUCACACCACACCUUCCACUUUCGCUUGCACUGAUAAUAUAAACGGCUACAAACCUUUGUCUUUCUGGAAGUGAAGUGGACAGCUCAUGACAGACAUGAAUCGUGAAUGGACAUCAUUGGUGGCUACUCUCAUAUGUGGUACUGUGGUCACUGUGACAUUCCUGAAAUGGCUUGGGCACCAGAAGGUCCAGAAGAAGAUCCAGAGAGCCCGGGCAAGGAGAGAUGCAGGACUCAGCCAGGCACAGCAGACCGUGCAAGAGUUCAAGGAAAAGGCAGUGUUUCUCAGACGUCCUAAACUCCAGGAGCUUUCUGCCAUCAAAUCAAAUCAAAUUUAUUUGUAGCGCUUUUUACAACGGAUGUUGCCACAAAGCAGCUUCACAGAAUUUCGGAAAAGACAAAGUUUCAACAGGACUGUAAGAAUGUACAGAAACCCCGAAUCCUGGGCUUGAUCUGAGUCCCAUUGUGGAUCUUCCCUUGGCCAAGCUCACAAAGCAGAUAAGAGCGGGAUCCCUGCAGCCUGAUGCUGUGCUCCAUGCCUACAUGGACAAGGCUCUGGAGGUGAACAGGAAACUGAACUGCAGCACUGACGUUCUGAUGGAAAGCGUGAAGCAGCUGUCAGAAAUCGAGUCCCACAGAGAUGGCCUUCUCUAUGGAGUCCCAAUCAGCAUUAAGGAUAACAUUGCGUACAAGGGCCAUGACUGUACUUGUGGUGUGUUGUGUAAGCUGGAUGACCCUGCAGUAAUGGACAGUGUGGUGGUCACUGUACUGAAGAGGCAGGGAGCAAUUCCCUUUAUCAAAACCAAUGUUCCACAGGGCCUUCUCAAUUAUGAAUGUAGUAACCCAAUCUACGGGAUGACUGUGAACCCCUGCAACCUGCAGAAGACAUGUGGCGGCUCGUCGGGAGGGGAAGCUGCUUUGAUUGGAGGGGGUGGCUCUAUCCUGGGUCUGGGGACUGACAUUGGUGGAAGCAUUCGCAUCCCAGCAUCUUUCUGUGGCAUCUGUGGCUUCAAGCCCACAUCCAACAGGAUAAGUUUGCGUGGUGCAAAUUCCUGUGUCAAAGGCAUAAAGUCAGUCACAUCUUCCAUUGGUCCCAUGGCCCGGGAUGUGGAGAGUUUGGCUCUGUGUAUGAGAGCUUUGCUGUGUGAGGACAUGUUCACUCUGGACCCUACAGUUCCACCAUUACCAUUCAACCAACAGUUGUAUGAAAAUACAGAUCGCCUGAGGAUAGGCUACUAUGAGAAUGACGGGUACCUGCAGCCAUCUCCAAGCAUGGCCCGAGCUUUCCAAGAGACCAAGAAACUUCUGGAACAAGCAGGCCAUACGCUGGUUCCAUUUAAGCCCCCAGAAAUGUACACCACCAUGCAUGAAUUUAUAGUGAAAGGCGCUGUUGCUGAUGGAGCCGUCACCCUUCUGAGCCACCUCAAGGGCGGCCCUGUUGAUCCUUCUGUGCAGUCUCAGAUCAUGCCUUAUAGCUUUCCUCGCUUUGUUAAGAAAAUCCUCUGCAUCAUCCUCAAACCUAUCUAUCCACGUAUGGCUGCGGUUUUGGAUGUACUUAAUGGAGUCAACUCUGUUGCAGAACUGUGGAAACAGCACCACGCCAUAGAGAACUAUAUCCAUCAAGUGAUUGCAGAGUGGAAGGAGCUGGAGCUGGAUGUGCUGCUGUGUCCUAUGCUGGGACCUGCCUACAACUUCAGUUACUGUGGAAAGCUCACAAGUGCCCUGAGUUACACCAUACUGUACAACCUGCUCAACUUCCCAGUGGGGACCGUGCCUGUAACCACAGUAACAGCUGAAGAUGAAGCCAAGCUGAGUCAUUACAGAGGAAAUUUUGGAGAUAUCUGGGACAAGCUGUUUGUCAAGGCAGUUCGAGGCGGUGUGGGCUUGCCUGUAGCUGUACAGUGUGUUUCUCUGCCAUGGCAAGAUGAGUUGUGCCUUCGCUUCAUGAGAGAGGUGGAGAACGUCUGUGCCUACAACAAAUCCUCCAACAAGACAUGCUAAAAAUACAUCUGCGCGCACACACACACACACACACACACACACACACACACACACACACACACACACACACACACACACACACACAGAUCAUUCCAAUCUAUAGACGAGCGACAGAUUUCUGGAAUAACCUGUAUGAAUGAGUGGAGAAACAGUGCAGAUACUUCCAGACAGGUAUACUGCAUUAUACAAUUAAGAAAUUAAUCUUAAUUAAUCUUGUCAUGCUCUAUAGCAUGUAUACAGACCUUGAUUUUGGAUGAAAAUACAGUCUGUGAAAAAUUGCUCUGUGGAAAAAUACAUCACAUAAUGUACACCAAACGGCCACUUCAUUAAAACCUCCUCGUUUCUACAUUCAUUGGGUAUUUUAUCAGCUCCACUUAUCAUAUAGGGGCACUUUGUAGUUCUACAAUUACAGACUGUAACCCAUCUGUUUAUUCUGCAUACUUUGUUAGCCCCCUUUCAACAUACUACUUAAUGGCCAAGACUUCCACAGAGCAAGUUUUAGUUGGGAGGUGGAUCAGUGUUCAGAGUUGGAGUGUGUUGUGCUGGUACAAGUGGAUCAGACACAGCAGGACUCCUGUAGUUUUUAAACACCUCAAUGUGACUACUGGACUGAGAAUCAUCCACCAACCAAAAAAGUCUAAACUGUGCAGCAGCAGAUGAGCUGUCGUCUCUGACUUUACAUCUACAUGCUGGACAAACACAGUUGGAGUGACUAAUAGAGUGGACAGUGAGUGGACAGUGUUUAAAAACUCCAGCAGCACUGCUGUCUGAUCUGGUUGUACCAGCACAACACACACACACAUGCCAUCACCACAUCAGUGUCGAUGCAGUGCAGAGCAUCAUCCACUAGUCAAAUAAUUCCUGCUUUGUGGUGGUCCUAUGGGAGGUCCUGACCGUCGAGGAACAAGGUGGAAGGGGGGCUAACAAUGUUUUCAGAGAAACAGGGAAUUCACUCUGCAGAACUGCUAAGUGCACCUAUAUGGUAAGUGGAUGUGAUAAAAUGGACAGUGAGUUUGGAAACAAGUAGGUGGUUUUAUAGAAGUGGCUGGUCUGUGUUUAUAUUCUGCUAUUGCUAAUUACAACAGUCCACAAAGAACUUGGACCUCGUAUGUUUAAGAUCUCUUAAAUAUUUUGUACUGUCUAUGCAAAGAUUUUGCAGUUGUAGAAAUAGUUUGCAAUUGCAUUUUCAGUUUACUAACAGAAACACAAACUGUAAUUAUUUCUACAAUUAAUCUGUAACAACUAAUUCUGAAUCAGAUCAGAGCACUUUUAGUAGAAUUUAAGCAUGUUGCAGGUUUAAUAUGAAGACUGUAAAAAUCUUGUAAUUACAACUAAAGUAUCAUACAUUAACAUUUAUACUACUCUAAUCUAUUUAUAAUGUAAAGUUAAUUUGUCAUGGGAACUCACUUAAAAUAAACUUUUAAACUUUAACUGUUAGAAGUCCAGAGAUAGUGUUUUUUACUAUGUUUCAUUUACACAACUGUUUUAAGGGAAAUGGUAUAAUUAACAACAUAAUUUGAAUUAGAUUCAAUUUUGUACUUCAGCUUUUUUCUGCUUGACAUGACAAAACGUGGCUAUAAUGUAAAUUCUUUCUUCAAAUCACGACUCCACACACGAGGAUGUUUUUAUCAAAUUCUUAAUACAUAUUUUCUUAUGCUUGCAAAUGUCGUACGGCGUGAAGAUUUAGAAUCCGUACUUUUCCUCCUCAGUUGUUUCAGUUAUGCACGAGCAAGAAAUAAUUAAUAAAAAAUUACAGCGUUUGGUGUUGCGGACACGACAGACUUGCGGUGAGAAAGCAUAGCGAAGGAAUGCUGCAUUUUGCGGGAUCACAGUCGUUAUUUGCUGAUGUUCGUCCUGCUGUCUAAUGUUGCAUGAAUAGUGUGGUGUAGUAAUGUUAAGAGAAGCAAUAGCAUUCAGUAGGUGUCAUUAUACCCAAUGACACCGAGACCCCACUUUACUCAUUGGUUGGAAAAUUGUCUUUGGAGGAGGACGAGACAAACAAUUCACAUAUUUGUCGUUUUCUCUCUGCCACCUCCGCUCUGCGGUUUCAGACGAGCGGAGCUCAUUUUCUGUAGAGGAACAUUUAGAGGUUCCAGAGAUGAACGUAAUGACACAUGGAAUUUUCAUUUGGACUCCAUCAUCCUGCUCAUAUUGUAAAUAUGUGUUUGUGUUGGGCUUUACAUACAUUUAAAUGUUUUAUCUUUA
Molecule: messenger RNA, 4765 nt
Organism: Pygocentrus nattereri (red-bellied piranha)
Lineage: Eukaryota; Metazoa; Chordata; Actinopteri; Characiformes; Serrasalmidae
Product: fatty-acid amide hydrolase 1
Exons: 16
Coding region: 1103-2560 (485 amino acids)
Biological process (GO): fatty acid catabolic process
Molecular function (GO): amidase activity; fatty acid amide hydrolase activity
Source: RefSeq, a predicted model, not a curated record